GUUAUUACCGCGUUCCCCGUGAAUACAGUGAAUGAACGGAGCUACAAAUGCAGAGUCAUACCGCGACCAGCCACAGCAGAGCACGCGACCGGCGCUCCGCGGGGCCGCACUGAGAUUAUUAACACCCCGGACUCACACACUCCACACACUCACACACUCCAGCUCUAUUCAUCCCUGUAGAUUUAACCAAACUCCUGGAUAUGGAGCCGCACGUCUACGCCAAGCUGCUGCUGGACCACGCCACCACUCUGAACCUGCACACGGGCAACCUGGUGAACCGCAGCCGCCUGAAGAAGAAGUGCCCGUCCUCUCAGAGUGAGGAGCUUCAAGACUGUAUCAGAGCAACACUUAGUGAAUGGUUUGCGACGAUAUCCCCAACAGCCAAACAAGAAUUGCCCAGUGUUCUGGAUUGCACAAUCCCUCAGAACACGGAGGCCAUCACGCCCGAGGAGAGAGAGGAACUGAAGGUUUCUGUAAAGCUGUUUCUCAGUGAGGCUGAUUGCUCCGCUAUCGGAAACGCAGUGGACAUGGCCUGUGUGUCGUUAGGCGUGUCUCAGCUGGACUCGGUGAUCAUCGCUCCUCCUCCACUGCCGGAAGGUGAGACUCUGGCUCUGGCUCACCUGCAGCCUCUGUGGGAGGAGCUGGAAGGACUCGUGAGAAGCCAGAAAGUUGCAGCGAUCGGCACCUCGGAUCUGGACAAGGCUCUGCUGGAGCAGCUCUACAACUGGGCACAGGUGAAGCCGAGCAGUAACCAGGUGAAUCUGGCCUCGUGCUGCGUGAUGCCUCCAGACCUCACAGCCUUCGCUAAAGAGUUUGACAUCCAGCUGCUCACACACAAUGAUUCCAAAGAGAUGAUCAGUGCGGAGGGGUUUAAGGAGGCGGUGCAGGAGAGCAGUAAGGACCUGCAGGUGGCAGACUGGAGGCUGGAGUGGGUCCUGCGCUACUCCAUCAUCGUGAAGAGCCGAGGCAUCAUCAAGGCUAAAGGGUACCUCGUUCAUUCAACAAAGAACUCCCAGUAGACCAAUAGGAAGCGCCGGUUCCACAGGACUGAUCUUCAGGGGUCAGCUAAACUUCAGAACAUCUGAUAUUUGGGGAAUUUACAGAAAAUAGACUUUAGAUUGCUACUAAAACAGACCCUUUUUCAGUGAGACACAUGUGUCUGUGUGUGUGUUUGAUUCAGAUUUCUGUUUAGCAGGAAAUUGGAAGUCACCUGACUCGACAUGCUGUGAAAUCUCUCUCCGAUCUUUAUAUCCGACUCCACUGUAGGCUGUAGAGGGAUGUUAAUGAUUUUACAUUUUACAGUUUAGAAAACUGAUCUCUAACUAACAGGCUUGAUGUACCACACCACCCACCAUGCUCAAAUCCAGACUCAAAGUCCCUCCUCUGGUCAGAUUUAGUUUUCGUUUUUUUGUCUGUAAUUUCUUGCUUAGCAUUUUCAGCACUAUAUAAAUACGAAUACAGAUAUUAAACAUUCAUUUUAACUUUUAAGGUUUUAAUCCCAUUAAGUUUGGUAACACUUUCUAUGUCAUCUCUAUAUAAGGCGCUAUGUUCACACAGCAGGUAUAUAUGGUCCAAAUCUGAUCUGAUUUUUUUUUUUUUUUUUUUUUUUCCCCAGACCAAAUCUGAUAUAUUACAUUUAGGCUGUUCACACACACCUUUUUAAUGUGACCCACAUUAAAAUCUGACCUCUGUCUGAACAGUGCUCGCUUUGUGAGUGGCAUGUGUGCACGACCGAGCUGUGCUUCAUGUUAAGUUUCACUUUAAACCCAGCCAGAAUCUCAAGUAAAAUAAAUAUACAGCUGAGCUCAUUAUCAAGAAUUUACUCCAGUAUCACGUCACAUUUUAUUUACCUUUAAAUUAAAUUAAAGAUUAAAUUCACACAUUAUUUUUAAUGUGAUUCACAUUAAAAUCUGACCUCUGUCUGAACAGUGCUCGCUUUGUGAGUGGCAUGCAUGCAUUUACAGAGCUGUGCUUCACGUUAAGUUUCACUUUAAACCCAGACAGAAUCUCAAGAGUAAUGGAUGAGUUCAGACAGCCACUGAGCUCAAUACCAAGAAUUCCAUAGAUUUGAUUUACCUUUAAUGCUGCAGCCACAGUCUGUAGCUGUGUUUGGCCGAUGUAUUAGGAACACAAAGUGGCUGCGACACAAGCCUUAUAUUAUUAUUGGAAGAAACGCAUCAGUCCAAAUAUUUACCUCAUUUUUUCGACGCUGAAGCUCUCACUGCUUUUUGUCCAUUUUCCCGUCUACUCAGGUUAACUUUCUGUUCUCCUAACAGUCUUUUAUCCUUCAGUUUGAUGUGAAGGUUAAUUAUGAUUCAAUUCAAACUCACCUUUUUAAUGUGAUGUUAAAGUCUAACAUAUGUCUGAACGGUGCUCGUUUUGUAAGUGGCAUGCAUGCAUGACAGAGCUGCGCUUCACGUUAAGUUUCACUUUAAACCAAGACAAAAGUUUAAGAGAUAUGAAUGAGUUCAGACAGCAGCUGAGCUGAUCACUGAGAAUUCACUCUAGCCUUGUUGAAAAGAACAUGUGGUUUUAUUUAGCUGUAGCUGUAUUUGGCCAAUUUAUUAGGAACAUUGUGUGGCUGCGAUACAAGCCUUCUAAUAUAUUAUUGGAAAAAACACAUCAGUCCAAAUAUUUAUCUUGUUUUUUCAACACUGAAGCCCUCACUCACUGCUUUUUGUCCAUUUUCCUGCCUACUUACGUUAACUUUCCGUUCUCCUAACUGUCUUGUGUCCUUCUGUUUGAUGUAAAAGUCACAUGAAUUUGCAUUGCAGCAAAUCAGAUAUGUAUCAGAUUUCAAUACCACACAUUGAAUUUCCCCAAAAAGGAAUUUUAAAUGUUCAGUGUGAAAAGAUCAGACUUGGGCCUUGGUGCUUCAUGUGUUACAGACGCAUUCAUAGCACAUCAUAAUACAUACAUAAUGCAUAACACAUCGUAGACAUGUUUAUUAUGUAUGCAGCAUGACUUAUGAUUCUAAUGCACUUGUGGAUUAUACUGAUUAAUUUUCUUAAAUAUUAUAAAAGCUUAUAGUGUUUUAUAAUAAAUUAUAACAUGUCUCUUUAAGCUCUAACUAAAAUAAAGAUAUUUCGUUCUGGGAAUAAAUUAUUAUUAUUAAUAUAUUUUAACAGCUUAUGAUUUAAUUAUAAUGCCAAUUUAUAAAACACAAAAAAUGCACAUGGCUAUAAAAAAUAUUUAUAGCCAUGUUGGUAAUGCCUUAUGAAUGCAUUAUGCAUGUUUUAUGAAUGAUAGCUGUGAUAUUUUAACCCAGACAUACAACAUAUAUAUAUA
Messenger RNA from Astyanax mexicanus (Mexican tetra), 3288 nucleotides. It is a transcript of the gene gclm, whose product is annotated as glutamate-cysteine ligase, modifier subunit. Gene Ontology annotation, biological process: glutathione biosynthetic process. NCBI's taxonomy places the organism in Eukaryota, Metazoa, Chordata, Actinopteri, Characiformes, Acestrorhamphidae. Gene Ontology annotation, molecular function: glutamate-cysteine ligase catalytic subunit binding; enzyme regulator activity. The transcript is spliced from 7 exons. Gene Ontology annotation, cellular component: glutamate-cysteine ligase complex. Bases 201 to 1019 code for a protein of 272 amino acids. The record is from RefSeq and is a predicted model, not a curated record.